AUGGAGCGUUUCCCACUUCUUCCCUUUGCGAGAGAAGCCCGUAUCGAUGCCAUCUCUCUCGAGUCUCUGGAAGUGUCCCACGACAAGACUCACGAACGUGUCGCGCACCAGGUGCUGAGCUCCAAAGUCCUCGCUGCUGAGCUGGCUGCAUGCAUCCGCUCUUUGAUACCCCUGAUCAUGCCAGCUUCAGACAUACCAGCGUCUUUGGACACUGCACAUUCUAAUGAUCCCACACCCAAGUCUGACUCGAAAGCACAUGCCCAUGCCCCUGAGGAGACAUCCAAGCACGAGACCAAGGCGAAAGAGACGCCCAGGUCCGUCAGUGCCACUUUGUCAUCUCGACCCAGGAGCACAAAGACACGUAGUGAAACUGGUGCUGCUGCUGCUGCAGACGAGUACGAGAGCGACGAUGGAAUGGGGAACACGGACAUGACAUGGGACCGAGCCAAUCUAGACGCCAUGGUAGCUUCAGGCAGCGACACAGAAAGUGACUCGGACAGUGAUUCGCAGGACCAUGCGCGGAAGAAGCGGCCGCGUGACUCUGAUGAUGAUGGCGACGACGACAUUGAGACAGACCACCAAGAUGCUUUUCUUCCUAGUCUCAACACAGGGUUUAUCCCCGCUGCGGAUGGCGAUGACUGGAGUGACGCCGAGGCUGACUAUGCAGAUACAGGCGGCAAGGGACCAGCCAAGUCGCAACGCAAGAACCGUCGGGGCCAGCGAGAGCGCCGAGCGAUCUGGGAGAAAAAGUACGGCCGCCAUGCAAAUCACCUGAAGCUACGUGAAAAAGAACCACGCAAAGCUACGAAGCGCACACCGAGAGACUCGGUGCGCGAAGUCGAGUCCCGACGUGAUACACGCACCACCCACCAUGACCUGGUGUCAACUCCGUCGCACGCGCGUGCCAAGCGAGAGGAACGAACCCGAACGAAAGAUGAAUCGCAACCAGGGAUGCAAGCCGCGCGAGCAGCUAGCUCUGCCCACUCACACCACGUCCCACCGGCUGUCCAUCCCAGUUGGGAAGCCAAGCAACGAGCCAAAGAGGCCCAACAAACGGCCAAACCGCAAGGCACGAAAAUAGUCUUUGAUUAG
Molecule: messenger RNA, 1092 nt
Organism: Malassezia globosa CBS 7966
Lineage: Eukaryota; Fungi; Basidiomycota; Malasseziomycetes; Malasseziales; Malasseziaceae
Exons: 1
Coding region: 1-1092 (363 amino acids)
Biological process (GO): maturation of SSU-rRNA
Cellular component (GO): nucleus; 90S preribosome
Source: RefSeq, a predicted model, not a curated record